Molecule: messenger RNA, 513 nt
Organism: Talpa occidentalis (Iberian mole)
Lineage: Eukaryota; Metazoa; Chordata; Mammalia; Eulipotyphla; Talpidae
Product: histone H2A.J-like
Exons: 2
Coding region: 1-498 (165 amino acids)
Cellular component (GO): nucleosome
Molecular function (GO): DNA binding; protein heterodimerization activity; structural constituent of chromatin
Source: RefSeq, a predicted model, not a curated record
AUGCAGUUCUCCCCCCACCCCCCCAGUUAUAACGGUUUUUUGAUUGUGUGUAGCCGAGGGAACCAGGGCGGCAAGACGCGCGCCAAGGCCAAGACGCGCUCGUCGCGGGCCGGGCUGCAGUUCCCCGUGGGCCGCGUGCACCGCCUGCUGCGCAAGGGCAACUACUCCGAGCGCGUGGGCGCCGGCGCGCCGGUGUACCUGGCCGCGGUGCUGGAGUACCUGACGGCCGAGAUCCUGGAGCUGGCGGGCAACGCGGCGCGCGACAACAAGAAGACGCGCAUCAUCCCGCGCCACCUGCAGCUGGCCAUCCGCAACGACGAGGAGCUCAACAAGCUGCUGGGCAAGGUGACGAUCGCGCAGGGCGGCGUCCUGCCCAACAUCCAGGCCGUGCUGCUGCCCGAGAAGGCCGAGAGCCGCCACACAAAGUCCGGGGCGAGCGAUGCCCGACCAGGUGUAAACCCAGCAAGCCACCCGGACCAGAUGCUCGCCCCACGCUGAAACCAAAGGCUCUUU